Messenger RNA from Syzygium oleosum, 2490 nucleotides. RefSeq names its product ARM REPEAT PROTEIN INTERACTING WITH ABF2-like. Gene Ontology annotation, molecular function: protein binding. Gene Ontology annotation, biological process: cell surface receptor signaling pathway. The transcript has a single exon. Lineage: Eukaryota; Viridiplantae; Streptophyta; Magnoliopsida; Myrtales; Myrtaceae. The record is from RefSeq and is a predicted model, not a curated record. Bases 366 to 2318 code for a protein of 650 amino acids.
UUCCUCCCCUUCGUCGUCCUCAAAAUUGACAGUACUCGAAGCGCCCCCAAGUAACGUAAACCAGAAGUUUCCGCUUCUUCGCGGGAGCGUCCAUGGAAAUUACAGGCGAAGGUUGACUUAGUCAACCGGAAGUUCUCUCUCUCUACACCACGCGCUUCGAGGAGGAGGAGGAGGAGGAGGAGGAGGAGGCGAAGGAGACGACGACGACGACGACGACGACGACAGUGGCGGCGAUUCUCUCACUGGGAGCGACGUGAAGACGACAUGCCCAUCACGUUCUGACGCCUUCCCCAGAAGCUGCCUUCGUCUCGGCGCGCUCGCGUCCGUGUCCGUGUCCGAGUCCGACCAAACCUCGGCCUCAUUCGAUGAAUCCGAAAGCCUCCUCACGAUCGUCGUUUCGUUGCUUCCGGAUGAAUCUCCAGCCGCCGAGGAGGAUCGCCGAGCCGCCGGCGAAGGCUGCGGCGGCGGAUGGGGCGGCGGGGGAGGGCCGCGUGGAGGACGCGCUGUCGCACCCGAUAGUCCUGGCGGAGCGGGUCCGCGCGGCGGUCAAGGAGUCCGAGUCGUUCAAGCUCGAGUGCGCCGAGAUUGGGAGGCAGGUGGAGAGGCUGUCGCAGAUGCUCCGGGCCCUGGCCCGGCUCGCGUCCUCGCCGCCGCCGCCGCUCUACGACCGCCCCGUCCGGCGCGUCGCCGCGGAGGUCGCCAGGAGCCUCGAGCGGGCCCUGAGCCUCGCGCGCAAGUGCAGGCGCCAGAACCUGAUCCGCCGUCUGGUCAGGAUCACUAGCGUCACGGAUUUCAGGAAAGUGCUGAGCCUGCUGGACGCCUCCGUUGGGGAUAUGGAGUGGUUGUUGAGUGUUCUUGGUCCCGACGAGCCUGGCGGCGGCGGCGGCGGGAUUGUGCUCUCCUUGCCGCCGAUCGCGAGUAACGAUCCGAUUCUGGCGUGGGUCUGGUCCUUCAUUGCUUCCAUCUACGCGGGAGAAUCGUCGGACCGAGUCGAGGCUGCCAAUGAAUUGGCUUCGCUCGCGAAGGAUAACGACCGGAACAAGAAGAUUAUUGUGGAGGAAGGUGGGGUUCCUCCUCUGUUGAAGCUCUUGAAGGAGGCUGCGGCCCCGGAGGCGCAAAUUGCCGCCGCGGUCGCGCUCUUUAAUCUGGCCAAUGAUCAAGAGAGAGUCAGGGUCGUCGUGAGCGAACUCGGGGUUCCUCUCAUUGUGAAGGUCCUCAGGGACGCGCCCAUGCGGGUGCAGAUACAUGUGGCGCGGUUGGUGGCGAGGAUGGCAGAGCUCGACCCCGUCGCUCAAGAUGAUUUCGCAAGGGAGAACGCCAUUAGCCCUCUGGUGUCGAUGUUGUCAUUCGAGACGUUUAUGGAGGAUGAUAUGAAAGUUCAUUUGGGUAAGCAGAGUAUACAUUCGAUCAUUCAAUUGAACAAGGAAAAGGGUAAAUUCGCAAUGGCGAAAUCUAACAGCCAUCUCCCUCAAUCGAGCACUCAUUCACGCUCGUUAUCAGAUGGGGUUAAUAGAUUGGGGGGUCACAGGAAGGAAAGAGAGGGUGAGACGCCUGAGAUUAAGCUUAAACUGAAGUGUAGUGCUGCGGAGGCUUUGUGGAUGCUUGCAAAGGGGAAUGUUCCCAAUAGUAGGAGGAUAACUGAGACAAAAGGAUUGCUUUGUUUGGCAAAGUUGGUCGAGAAAGAGCGCGACAAGUUGCAGUACAAUUGUUUGAUGACAUUGAUGGAGAUAACCGCAGCUGCUGAACUGAACAGUGAUCUUAGGCGAGCGGCUUUUAAGACGAGUUCGCCGGCUGCUAAGGCCGUUGUGGAUCAGCUUUUGAGGAUUGUCAAGGAAAUAGACCGCCCAUCAUUGCAAAUUCCUGCCAUAAGGUCCAUUGGUUCAUUGGCCAGGACAUUUCCAGCAAGAGAAACCAGAGUAAUUCAGCCGCUAGUAACCCAACUGAGCCACAGAGAUGAAGAUGUGGCCACUGAAGCUGCCAUUUCUCUGGUGAAGUUCGCUUGUCCCGAUAAUUAUCUCUGCACAACACAUUCGAAGGCAAUAGUUGAGUUCAAUGGAGUCCCUCCUCUCAUGAGACUUUUGAGGAGCAAUGAACGAGCUCAGUUGAAUGCGCUGAUCCUCCUCUGCUACCUUGCGAUACAUGCUGGAGAUAAUGAGGGUCUGGAAAGAGCUAGGGUCUUGACUGCACUCGAGGGAGUAGAUCGUUCCAUAACUGGGCAGAAUCUUGAAUUGAGGGAUUUGAUUUCCAAGGCCGUGUACCAAAUCAAGAUGUAUCAUGCUGAUGUCCAUUCUCAUCGCAUACAUUCAUACUCGCGCUGAACUUCAAGAACUGCUGCGUUCUAUAAUUUUUCAUUUGUUGGUCACCUGGAAAAAUAUACUUUUGUUUUAUUAGCACAGAUAGGUUAGGGGCCUUAGGUCCAAAAUUGUAAAAUCAAUCAUCAAAUACACUUUUGCAGUACAGUGGAUUGAAAUUUGAAAGGCAGUUUUCAUG